Molecule: messenger RNA, 2937 nt
Organism: Zootermopsis nevadensis
Lineage: Eukaryota; Metazoa; Arthropoda; Insecta; Blattodea; Termopsidae
Product: sorting nexin-8
Biological process (GO): intracellular protein transport; early endosome to Golgi transport
Cellular component (GO): early endosome membrane
Molecular function (GO): phosphatidylinositol binding; protein binding
Source: RefSeq, a predicted model, not a curated record
UGUGGAGCUGUGGAAAUACCAAAGAAAUACAGUAAUGAAAUCGACACCCCUCACGAUUUGCGAGUAGCAGAAGCACAGUUAAUCUCUGAAGCUCAACUUGAUGCGCAAUCGUUUUUGUGAGGUGUCAAAACAUGGCGACUGAUCUUGCGUUUGGGUCAGUUCCUCCGUAUUAUCGUGAAGUUUAUAAUAUAAUUUCACCGACUUCCAGUAAUGUCAGUAAGGAAUUAUUUACCAAGUUGCUUGUCAAAUCAGGGCUUCCAUCUCAAACAUUAAGUUCGAUCUGGGAGCUCAUUGACACAAAACAAGGAUCACUUUCUCGAAGCAAUUUGUACAAGGCUUUGGCCUUGGUUGCUUGGGCACAACAGGGCAAACAGCCAAGUGCAAAACUUCUAGAAAAUUUUUCUGGGGAGGAGCUUCCUCGACCUGAACUUGGUGACUUAUCAGAUCUUGCACCGGAGAGAACGACAAGUCUAACACAGCUUGGUUUACGAUAUCCUGACAUCUGCCAGUUUGACACGAUAGAAGUCGACUUGGUACCUGAAAAGAAAGGACUCUUUCUAAAACAUGUAGAAUAUCAAGUAUCCAGCAAGAGAUUUGGUACUCUUGUGAGGAGGCGGUACAAUGAUUUUGUGGCACUUCAUGAGCUACUGCUUGUGAGAUUUCCAUACAGACUCAUUCCUAAGCUGCCACCAAAGAAAAUGGUUGGAGCGGAUUCUCACUUUAUCGAAGAGCGACGCAAAUCCUUGAGAAGAUGGUUGACGCUAGUAGCUCGUCAUCCUGCACUAAGUGGGGACCCACUGCUUAGUUUCUUCCUGACGUACUCUGGAGCCGACGUUCAACAUAAGAUCCGAGAAAUAUUUAGGAGGGUGCCAGAUGAAUUCACCACUUCAGAGCUUGCAGCUCGUGCGAAGGAAUUGGUACCACCUGAAACGCACAGUGAAUUUGCCAACAGUCGAGACCAGAUUAGAGUUAUACUUAAUGGCGUAUCUCGCCUCAAGCAAAUUGCUGAUGUCUUGGCAUUGAGGUCACAUGGGUAUGCGGCUGAUAUGGCUGAGCUCGGAUCCCAACUAACCAGCCUGGCGAAUGAGCCACAUGGUUCAUCAAAUUGGGCUACAGGUGGUAACAGUGUUUGGGCUGACAUGAAGAAAGGAUUUCAUAUUAUAUCCAAGGAAUUUAGUCUCUUGUCAAACAAAGCAUUGCAGCAAGCUGUAAGGGAAGAAGAUGAAGUCUGUGAGAGGCUAAACCUUUUGCUGGAUAUUUUGGUGGCUCACAGGGAACUUUGUGAGAGGCAUGAAAAAGGUGUUUCACAGGAUCACAACAAGGCUUUAGCAAAGAUGCUGUCUCUGAAGAAGAGGCAGAUGCAGGGAGUUAUUAGAGGAACUGAUGCUGAAUCUGUGGAACAGUUGGAGACAAAGAUGAUGGAACAGGAAUCUGUAAUUGCUAAUGUUGAGCUCCGCAAUGCAUUCUCUCUACACUGUCUCCACCUGGAGACACAGUUAGUACAUGCACACUUAGAGAUUCUGGCAGCCGUACUGGGAACUCUUGUCGCUGUGCAGAUUAGGGGACAUUCUGAGAUGGCGGACGUUUGGCAACUAAUUCAGCCGACAGUCGCCAAAUGCUUGCCAGAUAAGAAUCUGCAACAUCCUGUAAAUGGUACUACCCCAUCUUCUGAGAAAUGAAUACUCAUGAAGAGAUAUGUUGGUCAGUGUUCCUUAAAAGUUCGGUAGCAGCUGAGGAAGCUCAUGGUGGCAUGAUGUGAAUUUUAAUUCAGUGAGUGAAAUUCUGUUGGUGUCCCGAGAACUGGUAGGUACCUGUCAUCUAUUCUGCAUUGACUGAAUGAAGUGGGAUGUCAAAUGAACUGACUCAUCAAGCCACAAAUUAAAUGUUGGUUUUAAGCUGGCAUUUAUAGGAAUAUAUGUGCCAAAUUCCAGAUAACAAUAAUUUUAUAGUAGUUUAGAACACCUUGUUCCUACCUGUUUAACGUUGUUCUUCAUUUAUUUAAUACUAGUAGCUGAUCUGGUGAUAAGAUGACAAAACACUGUUGUAGGUGUUUCUUUAUGAAAUGUGCGUUGAAUGAAUAUUCAUUUGUAUUACUUAAUAAGAAUACUGUAGAUAAUUAGUGCCAUUAUGUUGAGUCUAACACCUACUGAGAUUAUCCAACUGUCUUUAUGGCUGUUUUUAAAAGAAGAGAAUUCAUCGUCGUGUGUCAAGUGGCAUUUAUAUCACAGGUGCGUGUAGACUGAAGUUUUAAGACAUUCAUUUUGUUUAAUUUGGACAGAUGUAGAUGGGAGGAUGGUAUUAAAAUGAAUCUUAGAGAAAUAGGCCGUGGCACAGGACAGGAAUCAGUGGGUGGUUCUUGAACAGAUGUGUAAUAGUUGGCAUUCUACUGCCGGAAAUGUAUCACAUUCCUUAAUAGCUACAAGAGUUUGAUAUUUUAGAAAGGUUUUACUUAACUGCAUUUACAUGACAUUUGAAGGUUACAUCACACAGAACUUCCUUUUAAGGGCUGUUCCUUUCCAAAGGAAAAAUGUUACAAAAUAAUGCUAUAUAUAUAUGCACCAAUUGCUCUUAAGACUUCCAUUUUUUCUCAUAUGAAUAGAUAGUCUAAAUCAUACUAUUACUUCUUAAUCUAUUUGCAUAAUAGUUAAUGAGACUUUUCUUAUUUCUGAAGUUUCAAAUUAACAAUAGGGCUUCCUUUUAAUUUUAUAAACAAUGAAAAUCACAUUCUUUUUGCAAAAUUCCCAUAGGAAACUCAAAUUAUGUUUUUUGUUUGUGCCUCAGAAGGCUUAAAAUUAAAGUAUGAAUGUUAUGUGUGGAAACUAGAAGAAUUAAAUUUGUAAUGAGUUGAAGUACAGCUAUGAAACUGUUUUUAACUCCAAUACUAUCUUAUGUCAUGAACCGGGAUAGCUCAGUCAGUAUAGUGACUAGCUAUGGGCU